Molecule: messenger RNA, 1754 nt
Organism: Notechis scutatus (mainland tiger snake)
Lineage: Eukaryota; Metazoa; Chordata; Lepidosauria; Squamata; Elapidae
Source: RefSeq, a predicted model, not a curated record
GCAUGGAUGAGCUCUAGAAAGAAAUUCAAGCAAUGAGUCAGUGCCACCAUCCAAACAUUGUCUCUUACUAUACUUCUUUUGUGGUGAAAGAUGAACUUUGGUUAGUGAUGAAGCUCCUAAGUGGAGGUUCUGUUCUGGAUGUGAUCAAGCACAUUGUAGCCAAAGGAGAACAUAAGAAUGGAGUCCUGGACGAGCCUGUAAUAGCCACAAUCCUCAAGGAAGUUUUGGAAGGACUGGAGUACCUACAUAAAAAUGGGCAAAUCCACAGGGAUGUGAAAGCUGGCAAUAUCCUACUGGGAGAAGAUGGGUCAGUCCAGAUUGCCGAUUUUGGCGUAAGUGCUUUUCUGGCUACUGGUGGGGACAUUACACGAAACAAAGUGAGGAAAACCUUUGUUGGCACCCCUUGCUGGAUGGCCCCCGAAGUGAUGGAGCAGGUUCGAGGGUAUGACUUCAAAGCAGAUAUUUGGAGUUUUGGAAUUACAGCCAUUGAAUUGGCCACCGGAGCUGCUCCUUAUCACAAAUACCCACCCAUGAAGGUCUUAAUGUUGACACUACAAAAUGACCCCCCCUCCUUGGAAACUGGGGUUCAAGACAAGGAGAUGCUUAAAAAAUAUGGGAAGUCAUUUAGGAAAAUGAUUUCAUUGUGCCUGCAGAAAGACCCAGAGAAAAGACCUACAGCAGCUGAACUUCUAAGACACAAAUUUUUCCAGAAAGCAAAGAAUAAAGAAUUUUUACAAGAAAAAAUGUUGCAGAGAGCCCCAACUAUCACUGAAAGAGCCAGGAAGGUCAGGAGAGUCCCGGGUUCCAGCGGACGACUUCAUAAGACUGAAGAUGGCGGCUGGGAAUGGAGCGAUGAUGAACUAGAUGAAGAAAGCGAAGAGGGCAAAGCGGCGAUUUCACAGCACAGGUCUCCCAGAGUGAAAGAAUCCUUACAGAACUCUGAGCUGUUUCCAUCCUCUGAGCCAACCGGCCCUUUGCUCAACCUCCAAGACCAGCCUGCUGCUCAACUACCUCAGCCUGCAGGUCAAGUUCCUGCACAACCUCCUGUUUCUGCCUCCGGUCCAGCUUCUCAGACCCCAGCAGCAGCAGCAGUUCCUUCAGCAGCACAGGCACCUCCUGCACCUACAGCACAAGAAGAGCCCAAAAUCCCCAUAAGUCUCGUUCUACGAUUAAGGAAUUCAAAAAAGGAGCUGAAUGACAUCCGAUUUGAAUUCACACCUGGAAGAGACACUGCAGAUGGAGUAUCGCAAGAACUCAUCUCGGCUGGACUUGUGGAUGGCAGAGAUUUAGUCAUAGUUGCUGCAAACUUGCAAAAAAUUGUUGAAGAGCCUCAGACGAACCGAUCGGUCACCUUCAAGCUGGCAUCAGGCGUGGAAGCAUCUGAAAUCCCCGAUGAUGGCAAACUUAUUGGAUUUGCUCAGCUCAGCAUCAACUAAAACAACACUCCCCACUUAUGGUCACAACCCAUAGGUGCAACAUACGAACACUUCUGUUGGCCAAAAAAGCAAAACCACUCCUGCCAAAGAAUCAAAACGACAGGCCCUCGUUCUUAGAAGCUUUAACUUCAUUUGUUCCCAAGUAGCAUCAAGGAGAUCUACAACACUACUUGCCUUGGAGGCAUUUGGCUUCUGUUCCACCCACCUGCUGUUUUUGCGUUUCCUGCCUCUCAAUUUUACCACUCUCCCUCCCUCCCUCCUUUCCAACCCUCCCUCCCAUCCUCCCUCCUUUUCCUCCCCCCUCCCCUUUCUCCCUCC